ACCGGAAGCUGAAGGGAAGUUCGGCUCCGAUUGUUUCUUCUUCAGUGUUGAUCCUGUUUACGUUAUUUAACGGUUUUUAUUAAGUAUUUUCUGAUUAAAUGUGUAUAUUAGGGUUAUUUAGGUGUUUACAGCACUGAGACGGAGACAUGUUCACUGCUGAUGAUGAAGACGGAGACUUUAUGUCUCCCACAGGAGGGGCGAAAUUAGCUUCUCUGUUCAGCUUGGACCAGCCGCCCAGCCAGACCAAUGAGUCGUUCCAGUACACAGCCCCCAAACAACCUCGUAAGAGCUCAGGUCCACCUGCUCAAAAAGCCGCGCCUCCACCCGGAUCACCUGCGGUGCUCUUCGCCACGGCCGUUCACGCCUACAGAUAUGUUAAUGGACAGUAUAUGAAGCAAGGCAAGCUGGGAGCUGCAGUGUUAGGAAACCACGCCAACAAGGAGUAUAAGCUGCUCCUGUACGCCAGCCAGCAGAAACCCGUGACGGCGGCCAGGAUUCACUCAGCCUUCUCCUUCACUGUCCAGCCCAGUAACUACUGCACCUUUUAUGAUGAUCAGAGGCAGAACUGGUCUCUCAUGUUCGAGUCGGAGAAAGCAGCCACAGAUUUCUGCAAAGAGGUGUGUUUAGCUAAAGCGAACUGCGCCUGUCCUCUGGAGAUGCUGGUGACUCAGGACCUGGUUCUCGGCGAGGGUCAGGGUGUAGAGAACGGAGACUCUCUGGAGGUAGCCUACACCGGCUGGCUGCUUCAGAACCACACCAUCGGACAGAUGUUUGACUCUAAUCUAAAUAAGGACAAACUUCUGAGAAUGAAGCUCGGUGCUGGAAAAGUCAUUAAGGGCUGGGAAGAGGGCAUGCUGAAUAUGCAUAAAGGAGGCCGGCGUCUCCUCGUGAUUCCCCCGGCUCUGGCGUACGGAUCACAGGGCGUCCCGGGCCGAGUCCCUCCAGACAGCACUUUGGUGUUUGAGGCAGAAAUCCGUAGGGUGAAGUUUGCUAAAGACGCCGGCUCUGAGAGGACUGCUGUGAGCUCCAGGGACACCAGUGUCCCCUCCCCUGCCCCUAGCAUGGAGAGUCUGGGGCCGGAUCUCCCCUCUGCAGCCAGCAGAUCAGGUGAACCACCACUAAGAGCUAAAUCCAACUCGUUGAGUGAGCAACUAGCAAACCCAGAUGCCACCAAAGCCAAGCUCAUCUCUCGCAUGGCCAAGAUGGGUCAGCCCAUGCUGCCCUUCCUCGCCGGCCCAGCAUCCUCAUCCUCACAAGCAGAGUCCAGCGACUCUGAGCUGGAGGACCCGAGUGCAUCUCGAGUGAAAGAGCGUCCUCCUGCACCGUCCCCCCAGCCAGUCCACCUCACCUCAGGUCCUUCAGCAUCAUUACAAGCAACAGCCUUGAUGCCUGUUUCUAUGGCAACAGCCAGUCCUCAGCCUGUGAUUCCCGUGGCAGGUCAUGGCUUCCAGCCGUACCCUUACACUCAGUCCACUACGGCUCCGUCUCACUUACAACCAGUUUACCCCUCACAGACCGUGCCUUACCAAGGAAGUGGUGACAUCACAUCCUUUUUGAUGACGGAAGCCCGGCAGCACAACACUGAGAUCCGAUUGGCCGUCGGAAAAGUGGGAGAUAAAGUGGACCAAUUAGCAGCCAAGAUUGAGGAGCUGCACAAGCCGGGCGGGCUCUCUCUGGGCUUAUCGAAUGUCUCCAUGGAUACGGCGAUGAUCAUGAACACCGUUCAACGCAUCAUCCAGGAAAACGAGUGUCUGAAGAAAGAGGUGUUUGAGAAGAGCUCACGCAUCGAAGAGCAGAACCGCAAGAUCGGAGAACUCAUCAACCAGAACCAGAGGUGCAUGGAGCAGAGUAAUAUGCUAAUGGAGCAGCGGAACGACACUCUGAAGAACUCGAGUGAGCAGAACCAGGCCCGAAUACUGCAUGCAGAACAGGAAAAGGCGAGGUUGACAGACGAACUGGCCAGCUCUACAGCACGGGUGUCUGAGCUGCAGUCGGAGCUGAUGGCACAGCGUCAGAAAGCAGCAGCUCUGCAGUCGAGCCUGAACGCCGCCCUGCAGGAGGGACAGCAGCACAGCGCACAGCUCACAGCUGCAGAGAACCAGCUGCAGGAGAUGAAGGAGUCGGCAGAGCGGGUGCAGGCGCAGUACAGAGCCGAGAAACAGAAGAGGAAGGAGAUGGAGCUGAAGGUGAAUAACCUGGACGAGGAGCUGCAAGACCUCAAGAGUGAGAAAGAAAGUCUGGAGCGAACUCUGUCAGACAGGAAGAGGAAGUGGAAGGCAGAGAGACAGCGCUGUGAUGAGGAGUUGGAAGAGGUGAGGAAGGCCAGUCAGAUGGAGACGGACCAGCUCCGAAAUCAACUGCGUAAAGCCCGAACCAGCACGGACCAGGCGACUGCUGAGCAGUUAGCACAGCUGCAGGCAGAUGUGGAGCGUGAGUGGCAGGUGAAGUGUGAGCGAGCUCUGGCUUCAGUACGAGAACAGCAGAACAGAGAAGUGACGGAACUCACAGAGCAGAGAGACACACUGCAGGUCAAACUCUCACAGCUACAGGACAAGUUCUCUGCUAUCAAGCAGUCCAGAGAGAAGGAGGAGCAACAGUUACUACGGCAGCAAGACCAGGGGGAGGAGCUUCAGGCCCUGAGAGAUAAGUGUUGUGAGUUGGAGAAGAGGGCGGAGUCACUGAGGCAGCAGGGGGAGGCACGAGUUUCAGAGCUGGAGAGGAGACUGGCAGAGCAAACAGACACGACAGGAGAGGUGAAGCGUGUGAUGAAUGGAGUGUUUCAGUCUUUACGGGGGGAGUUCGAGCUCCAUGAGACGUACACCGGCAGUGUGGUGCUGGGCGUGCUGGUCAACACCAUUAAGAACGUGACCCUGCAGCUGCUCUCGAAAUCUGAACCGGUCUCGACUGACAAUAGCAAGAAAGAGGAGGAUGAAGAGGAGGAGGAAGAGGAGGAUAGGAGGAAUGAGAAGGAACCGUCUGAGGAGCAGGAGAACCACGCGCAAGAGUUACAUAUGAACGGAAAGAAAGAGGACGUAGAGGAAGAAGAAGAGGAGGAGGAAAAUGACCAGGUGCAAGUGACCGAGGAGAACAACAAAGAACCAGAGACUGUAGAGGAGGAUAAGGAGGAAGAGACGGGUGGACAGGAAGCCGUCAGAGGUAAAGAGGAAGAGACGGGUGAACAGGAAGCCGUCAGAGGUGAAGAGAUGGGUGGACAGGAAGCAAUCAGAGGUAAAGAGGAAGAGAUGGGUGGACAGGAAGCCAUCAGAGGUGAAGAAAUGGGUGGACAGGAAGCAAUCAGAGGUAAAGAGGAAGAGACGGGCGAACAGGAAGUCGAAGGUGCUAAAGAGGAAACAGGAAAGGAAUCGGAUCGCCUCGAAACAGAAGGGCUCGUACAGUCCGACAUCACAACAGAGAUUCGGAUGAAGAAUGAUGUCAUUCCCAAAGAGGAAGUGAACACACCAGAACCAGAUGAAACCAUUCACACCGGACCUCCGAAGAACCCCCCACCACCCCCAAACCCUGCCGAAGAGGACGGUGCAGAAACGGCAGCACAGCCCAGCAGUCCAUCUGAAGGGGUGAAUUCAGAGGAGCCAUUCUUCCAGAGCCCCACCCCGACUAAACCCCCACCACUACCAACCAGUGAAGAGGAAGAGGAGGAGCUGAGUUUAAAAGGACGACCCCCUCCCGCUCCUCUGUUUGGAGACGACAGUGAUGACGAUGAUCUGGACUGGCUCGGCUGAGCUGACUUGACUUCACCUUACCCUCAAUCAAGAACCAAAACAACCACCGCCAUCUGACCCUUUGGUAACGGUUCCCAUGGAAAAAAACAUGCCAUGGAGACGGAAGCGGAUCAGCUGGAAACUGAAACUCCUCCCUUUCCCCCAAACUCUUCCUUGUUGUCCAUGUUUUCAAAGGAGAGCAGCACUUCCUGGACUUCGUCUGAGUGGAAAUCCUUUUUUUUUUUUUAAAUAAUUUGAUCAUGCACUUGUCUCUCAAACCAGAUUUCACUUGUAGCCUGAAACGUGACCAGGAGAUGAUGACACUUUUAUUUUUAAAGACAUUUUAAUUUGCCAGAACUUGAUUGUUCUGAAUCAGGGGUUUGGUGUAUGAGGAUAAUAACGGUUAUGACAGUGUGGACUAGCUGCUGGAUGGAUGUCUUAAAGUUUGUACUUCUUACUAACAGAAAUGUGAUUAAAGUAAUAAAAGAUGAGCUGGAUAA
This is a messenger RNA of Neoarius graeffei (lesser salmon catfish), 4219 nucleotides long. RefSeq names its product FKBP prolyl isomerase family member 15b (gene fkbp15b). NCBI's taxonomy places the organism in Eukaryota, Metazoa, Chordata, Actinopteri, Siluriformes, Ariidae. Bases 147 to 3740 code for a protein of 1197 amino acids. Gene Ontology annotation, cellular component: growth cone. The transcript is spliced from 29 exons. The record is from RefSeq and is a predicted model, not a curated record. Gene Ontology annotation, molecular function: peptidyl-prolyl cis-trans isomerase activity.